Messenger RNA from Filobasidium floriforme, 2797 nucleotides. RefSeq lists its product as uncharacterized. The record is from RefSeq and is a predicted model, not a curated record. Bases 81 to 2663 code for a protein of 860 amino acids. The transcript is spliced from 5 exons. Lineage: Eukaryota; Fungi; Basidiomycota; Tremellomycetes; Filobasidiales; Filobasidiaceae.
GGAUCCUCACUCGAACCUCGUGCUUCCUAUAUAUACCCCCGACCCCCUCGAGGACCAACUUCCCCGCCCGCUUUUCGAAUAUGCUCGACCUCGACCACCACCAAACCCGGACCCGGACCACAUCCUCUCGCCCGGCUUUACCUUCUCGCCUCUCGGCCUCAUCUCUCGCUUCAACCCGCGCGAGCCCUUACCUUACCUUACCCUUCCAUUCGAGAAUGUCCUUUACCAACCCCACUAACCCCACCCAUCCCACCAACCCCAACGUCCCCACCAACCCCACCAACCCCACCAACCCCACCAACCCCAUCAACCCCAUCAACCCCACCAACCCCAUCAUCCCCGCCAAUCCCCCCACCCACCUUACUCAUCCCACCCAGCCCACUCAUUCCACCUGGCCUACUCGGCCUAAGAACGGACUAGCCGCUCUCGCUCAAGGCCUCCAACAUCAGUAUCAAGCACAAGCUCAUGCACACGGUCAAAUUCAAGCUCAAGCUCAAGCUCAGAGUCGGGGACAAGCUCAAGCUCAAGCACACGGUCAAGGACAAACCCGAGGUCAAGGUGAAGGAAGAGGACAGGGGCUGGGGUUGGCGGAACGGAAAUACGGAUUGAACCACGAUCACGAUCACGAUCACGGUCAUAACGGUCAUGGGGAUAAUGAUAUGUUCAACGACCUCGGUUCGACUUCGACCUGGUUCUUCGACUUCGACUUCGACUUCGACUUCGACCUGGUUCUUCGACUUCGGCGUGGUCCUUCGAAUCUCGAUCCCGAUCCCAAUCCUCAUUCCAAUCUCGACGGACCUCACCCUCAACCUCAACUUCAAUUUCGUCAUAAUCCCACCAACCCUAAAUCUCAAUCGAAAUCUAAAUCUCAAACUAAAGGCGAUGGACAUGGAGUUGGAUAUCCUCAACAAGGUCAAGCCCGAGCUCAAGCCCGAGAGCGAGUCGUUGUCGAUGUUGACGAUAGCCGGGAUGAGGCCCGGGUCGGGUUGGUUUCGUCCCGACUCCAGCCUCAGGCUCAGUCUCAAGCUCUCCGCCCUCAACCUCAACCUCGAACUCAACCUCAACCCCGAUCUCUACACCAUCACCAUACCCACGAUACUCACCAUACCCACGAUACCCACCCAAAUGACCAAACUCAAACCGCCAGCGCCAACGCCAACGACACCUCCACCGACAGCCUCGACGAAUUCUCAUUCACCCGAUCCGGUCAGGCUGGGGAUUACGAGUAUACUUAUUCCGGGCUAGAGGAGGAGGGUCGGACGUAUGAGCCGCAUUUGGAUGGGUGUUCGGGUGGUGAAGGCGGCGGCGGGCAUGAAGACGAAGGUACCUUUCUGGAGGAUCAGCAAGAGGGAGAGGGAGAGGAAUAUGUUUCUGGAGUCGAUGAAGAUGAAGACAAAAGCGAUGACGAUGAUAGAGAUCCUUUGGAGCUCGCCCCGCUACCUCCGGUAAAGGCAAAGACGAAGAACCUCGAACGGAGCAACAAGGGGAAGGACAAAGUCACCACCACCACCACCGGUACAGCCCGACUUCCAUCUACUCGUUCAUCCUCGGCACCUGCUCCGGCUCGUCUUCCUCCGGUCCCCGCGUUCAACCUCAACCUCGACCUCGACCUUGAUAUGAGCGGCUCGUUCACCCAAGGGAUCGCCUCGGGGGAUACUUCUUCCCCUCAGCCUUCAAAGGCGAAUACAAAGCCUCGGGUUGGGGCUGGCCGGAGCGUCGGGGCAGGAGGACAACAUGGACGGGGGUACGAGAGGCGCAGGGUCGAUGGGAUGCAGCUCGAUGGGAGUGAUACCGAUAACGAUACCGAUAACGACGACUAUAACGACGACGACUAUGAGAUGGCAAAGGAAGACGAGGAGAAAUCCGACAUGGAUAUCGACGAAGAUGACGAUGAUGAUGCCGAAGAAGAAUUCGAUUUCCGGUCCUCGGCUCCUCUCCGGGUGUUUGAACGGGGAAGGCUGCUAUACCCGAAAGACGGACGGGGAGGUCGAAUCCCGCCCAAGUAUACGGUCGAGCCGAGGUUGGGGCAGGAUGUCAGCAAGACGACGAAAGCGAAAGCCAACAAGUACCUCGGCAACAAGGAGCUCAGGUGGAUACGUCUCGAAGGCAAGGACGCUUGCACCGAAUGCCAAAAGGCCGCCAAACAAGGCUGGACCAAGGGCGUGGGCGAAUACAUCGGAUGCUGGGUCUUGGUCCCGCUCGACUGGAGGCAAGGCGACCCGGUGCCCACGUACGCCAAGGGAGGAUGUGGAGAGUGUCGUGGACGUGGCAAGGGGAGUCGACCGAAGGAAAAGGGAGGAUGUAGCCUCAAUCACGCUUCCGCUUACGGACCCUGCCAUCAACGUCAAAAGGUCAAGAAGUCUCGGCGGGUCGACUCGCCUGGACCUGUCCGACGUCAGCAACACCAACGCAGCGAACGAAGUCAUCCCUACGCCCGACGCUCAUCGCCCGCGGACGACCUUCGAUCGGAUUACCUCGCUCAUACCCGCGACCUCUUCGAAAGCUGCCUCGGCGAUAGGGACGACCUGACCGCUCACCAGGACCUGCGACGAGCGGUUUCGAAACUGAAACAGCAAGGCUGGGCAGAGGAGGUCGAAAGACAAACCUGGUACGGCAAGAUGUGCGCCUACUUGGAUGCUCGGUUCCAGGCCGGGCAGAUGUAAGAAGGGCGUUUUUCGUGCGAGGGACUUUGAUCAGGUUUGCCUUUGAUUUUCGUAGUAUUUCGAGUAGCUCGGGUCUCUACCCCAUUUUUGUGUACCAGUACGAUCGCCUUGUCGGAACGAAAUGCAACGUCAUA